This is a messenger RNA of Musa acuminata AAA Group (dessert banana), 657 nucleotides long. RefSeq lists its product as uncharacterized. The transcript is spliced from 4 exons. The record is from RefSeq and is a predicted model, not a curated record. Gene Ontology annotation, biological process: calcium ion transport; endoplasmic reticulum calcium ion homeostasis. Gene Ontology annotation, cellular component: endoplasmic reticulum membrane; Golgi apparatus. The coding region runs from base 139 to 465 and encodes 108 amino acids. Lineage: Eukaryota; Viridiplantae; Streptophyta; Magnoliopsida; Zingiberales; Musaceae.
AUCGGGGACUUUUUCUUCCACAUGAUCGAAGCUUUCCUCUCGAAUUAGAGGCUUCGCGAGAUCCUUUUUAUUAGUGUAAGCGAAGGGUCAUCUGCACGUGGAAGCGACCGAUCGAAGACCUCGGUGAGUCGACGAAGAAUGGCGUACAUCGAUAACGGUGUUGUGAAGUCAAAGCGUACGAUAUGGCGGUUUAGUUUAAUAUCAGAUUUCUUCUGGGCCAUUGUAAACUUCUUUGGAGUAUUCUUUAUAACAAUGUUAUCGAUGGAGAAAUCGGAUCAGUACCAGAAAGGAUUGGGCUCUAGCAAGAAAUGGGAUGGUGGUCAUGGUGGAGGACCCGGAGGUGGUUCUGGAGGAGGUCCAUAUGGUGGUGGGCCCGGUGGCCUCCGUGGGCCAUAUACCUUGAGCGAUCUCCGGUCUAAUGACCAUAGUUCCCUUCCUGCUUGUGGUUCAUGCUGUGGAGGUUAACGUUGUGAUCCAGGGUUAUUGCUCAAACAACUUUAUGUUCUUAUAGGGAAAGGCUUUGUUCAAAAGGUUGUGAUUUACUCCAACCACUUUAGUUUGUAAUAAUAAGGAUUGUUAUUUACUCCAUCAACCACUUUAGUUUGUAAUAAUAGAACAAGUUACGGUGAAUGUCGUUUCAGUGACCCUCCUUUGGCA